Molecule: messenger RNA, 3273 nt
Organism: Pundamilia nyererei
Lineage: Eukaryota; Metazoa; Chordata; Actinopteri; Cichliformes; Cichlidae
Product: lysophosphatidic acid receptor 2-like
Exons: 5
Coding region: 595-1695 (366 amino acids)
Biological process (GO): G protein-coupled receptor signaling pathway
Cellular component (GO): membrane
Molecular function (GO): lysophosphatidic acid receptor activity
Source: RefSeq, a predicted model, not a curated record
GUUUAGUAGAACGAGUUGGAACAAACGAGGGAGCGGCUGCCGCGCCCUGUGUACGCCUCCUGGGACAGAGUUACUGCGCACAGGUAACAAAUGCUAAGCCCACCGGAAGCGAAACAAAAGUUCGAGUAAAGGUGACGCAGAAGACCGAGCGUAUUUAACUUUUUUGGACUCAAAAGUAAAAGGUGGACUUGAGCCUCGAUAGAAACAGAAAAAAACCCAUAUCAUAGUAGUUUUUUCGGCCCUCUGUUUUUGUGGGGUUUUUCCUUUUUUCCACUUUUGCUUUGUGAGCUGGGGAGGAGUUGUCAGGUGCGAAAACAAGCAAAGAUCUAACCUGGAUAACUAUACCUGCUGGAGGCGUUCACAGACGACUAAAGAAUGUAGAUGUGCAUCCAGAGAAGUCCCCAGGCUUUCAGACGUCUGGAUAACUCCAGUCCUCACCUGCACAGCUAAUGGCAUGCCGAUCUCCAAACCUCCCAAUGUGGCGAGUGUCAGUGGUGCCCUAAUCCUCCUCCUUCUACUCUGCGUCUGCAACACCACCCUACUCUUUCUACUCAUCAACGUUUUUCUCAUCCCACACCCCGCUCACGCCUCAGGAUGGGUAACAUAACCGGUACCUGCCAUGACAAUGAGACCAUCGACUUUUUCUACAACAACAGUGGAAAAGCCAUUAAUACUCAAUGGAAAAAGCGUGACGUUCUUAUUGUCACGCUGGGCUUGAUUGUUUGCUUCAUUGUUAUUUUUUCCAACUUUUUGGUAGUAGCGGCCAUUUUCAAAAACAGACGGUUUCACUUUCCCAUCUACUACUUGUUGGGUAAUAUGGCUUUGGCAGACCUUUUUGCAGGUUUUGCGUAUCUCCACAUGAUGUUUCAUACUGGUCCCUGGACUAUAAAGCUAUCACCGAACCAGUGGUUUACUCGUCAGGGGUUGAUAAAUACCAGCCUGACAGCCUCGGUCCUCAACCUCCUAUUCGUGGCUGUGGAGCGCCACCAGACUAUCUUCAACGUCCAGCUACACAGCAGCAUGAGCACUCGGCGUGUUUUCAUAGUCAUGCUGUUAAUUUGGCUGGUGGCAAUAAUCAUGGGCCUCGUUCCCCAAAUGGGUUGGAACUGCACGUGCCAUCUAAGUGAAUGCUCCACCAUGGCACCGCUAUACCACCGCAGCUUCCUGAUAUUCUGGGCCGUUCUUAACUUGAUGACCUUCUCCAUCAUGGUGGCCGUAUAUACCCGGAUCUUUCUCUAUGUGAGGCACAAGGGCAGGCAGAUGUCACAGCACACUUCGAUGACAAGACAGAGAGAAACCAUGAUGAACCUGAUGAAGACAGUCUCCAUGAUCCUGGGCUGCUUUGUGGUCUGCUGGACACCCGCACUGGUUGUGCUGCUGCUCGAUGGUCUAAACUGUGACAGGAGUUUGGUGCUAGGCCCCGAGAAAUACUGUCUGGUGCUGGCAGAGUGCAACUCCUUCGUCAACCCCAUCAUCUACUGCUUCAGGGACCAAGACAUGAGGAGGACCUUCAAGGAGAUUCUGUGCUGCAACUGGUCUCAGAGGCACAAGAACAGAGGCUUCUCUGAAGUUAAAUUUCACACCGUGGAGCAAGAGAAUGGUAAGUCUCGUAUCCCCAAGGCGAAAGAGAGGAGCAACGGGGCGCCUCUCAUCCGUGCCAGCUCAGAGGACAUCCCUGCAAGUCCGAUUAACUGAGACCAGCUGAGAAAUUUCGAGGCAUGCACACAUGCAUAUCUAAGUGAACUUAUCUGUGUAUGUACACAAAAAUGAGCCUUGAGCUGGUUCUUCAAGGAUUAUGUAGAUUUUUUUUUUUCUUUUUUUUUUUAUAUAAAGGGUUUUACCUCUGCUGUGGGUUUACAGUUUCUGCAGCUACUGGUAGAAGAGAUACACUCUUUGGCUGGAAGCUUCAUAACAGCAGCUUUAUCUUCUCAUUUAAACACAAGCCCGCCACCAACACCUCCCCUGCACAGACGCGUACACAUUGUUGGGAUCACUUGGACAACAUGGGAGACACACGUGAGAGUUUCCUGUUGAGACAUGAGUGACUCGGCAGUUUUUUGUUGGGUUUUUUUUUUUUUUUUUUUCCCCUCAGUGACAACAGUGAUGGAAGACCAACACCUGGAAAGCUACACAGCAGACCGUGGAAUAAAUGUGUGAAAAUGUGCAAUCAUAAAGAAUGCGCUCUGUGCUUUAGUUAUGAGUCACACAAGAGUAGUUUGCUGGCUACUCUUAGCUUAAGUUAAUGUGAUCCAAGUUGUUACCACUAGUGCAGUAAGUCCUCCUUAAUAAAUUUCGGGGUGUUUAUUUAAUUGCAUGACCAGAAAGCUUUUUGUGAUAUAGAGCGUGUGUGUGUGUGUGUGUGUGUGUGUGUGUGUGAGAAUAAAAUACUAGAAACAUGACUUUUAUAACGUGGAUUGAUUUAAAAAGUAAACAGUAAAGUCCUGGAGGAUGGAUUUUAUUGGCCUGUGUUAUUUUGAGUAAACAGUCAGCUGUUGUGUGUGCAGAUAUAGUUUCAGACAGGGGCCCAAUGGCCACUCUAAGGGCAUUAAUAAGUAGUUUAGUAACAUUAAAGUUAUAGAUUAAUCAGGUUUGAUAUUUUUAAACUACUUCAAAGAUUUAAAACUAUUUUAGUGGGUUUCUUACACUUUUUGUCCAAUCAGCAGCACCUUUUUUUUUUUUCUUGCCAACAUUUGUAGAUGGUGUUCCUGUCACAAAUGUUAUAUGGAUUGUUGUUGUUUUUAAAUCCCUCAAGGUAUACGUGCCUGUUAUGACGCACAGUUUUCGUUUUCUUUUAUUCGUCAAAAUGAGCGCCGUGCCUUGUAAAUCUACAGCCAGUGAAAAAUGUGGUUACAAAUGUUGCGUUUCUUUUUAAUAUACAGCCAGUGUGAUAUAAGAAUGAGAUGCAAGUUGUUGUUUUUAUUUAGUUUUUUUCCACUCGCUGCAUGCUGCUUGUGUUUGCAUAAUGUAAAUUGUUCACUUACAAUGUUUGUCAUAGAAAUAUACAACUUAAAUUUGCAAUGACAUUGUAAUGGUUGAUAUUGUAACAGUAUUCAGUAGUAAUUUCCGGGAUAUGAAGCCCAUCAUUUGUCAGCAGGAUGAUCCACAAAUGUUUUUAUUGCUGAGUAAAGCUUUUGAGUAAAAUAUUGCAGCUGAUUAAUAUUGAUUUUUGGGAGAAACUGACAUGUUUAAAAGAACCGUUGACGGCUGUAACACGUUUUCUGCCAUUAUAAUCUGCUCUCUGAGUGAUGCCAUUAAAAACGUGUAUCAUGCUGA